Molecule: messenger RNA, 797 nt
Organism: Hyla sarda
Lineage: Eukaryota; Metazoa; Chordata; Amphibia; Anura; Hylidae
Product: cytochrome c oxidase subunit 4 isoform 1, mitochondrial
Exons: 5
Coding region: 143-649 (168 amino acids)
Biological process (GO): mitochondrial electron transport, cytochrome c to oxygen
Source: RefSeq, a predicted model, not a curated record
GGAGAGGACAGGCCGAGCCUGGGCGUGUAGUGUACCGGGAGCUGUGUCACUGAGCCGCUCUUUCUGUACACCUUGUAUCUGCUGCACCGCCUAGUAUACACGUGCAGCGAGUGCUCCUUGGACCUUUGCUCCAAUCUGCAGAAUGAUGUCUUCACGAGUGCUCAGCAUGGUUGGACGGAGGGCUCUGUCUUCCUCUGCCUAUCUGCAGGGUCAUGCCAGCAUUGCCAUUCCUGAAUUCACUCUUCCUAAAUACCAUGACAAUCGCAGUGUUCCUCUGCCUGAAGUUUCAUUCUUGGGAGAACUUUCACCGGAGCUGAAGGCACUGAAAGAAAAGGAGAAGGGAGCAUGGGCCUCUCUGAGUGCUCAGGAGAAGGUGGAAUUGUACCGCAUCAAGUUCAACCAGACUUAUGCUGAUAUGAACAAGGGAUCAAAUGAGUGGAAGACAGUCUUCGGAGCCACACUCUUCAUUGUUGGCUUCACUUCUUUAAUUAUCAUUUGGCAAAGAAAAUAUGUGUUUGGUGAACUUCCGCAUACUCUGUCCGAUGACUGGGUAGCCAAGCAGACCAAGAGAAUGCUGGAUAUGAGGAUCAACCCUAUUGAAGGGUUUUCCGACAAAUGGGACUAUGAAAAGAAUGAGUGGAAGAAAUAAAAUGUCUUAUCAGGCCUGCUCCAGUUCUGCCGACCAGAACCUUGUUAAUGUAUUUUGCUGUGGUCCAUUCACAAUGAUACCUCAUUGCUUAAGUACUGGAAUGUUUCUACUUAAGUUAUGCAACCAAUAAAGUGCUAGUUUUACUUGA